This is a messenger RNA of Thermochaetoides thermophila DSM 1495, 1875 nucleotides long. RefSeq names its product putative transcriptional repressor protein. Gene Ontology annotation, molecular function: protein binding. The transcript is spliced from 5 exons. Bases 1 to 1875 code for a protein of 624 amino acids. The record is from RefSeq and is a predicted model, not a curated record. NCBI's taxonomy places the organism in Eukaryota, Fungi, Ascomycota, Sordariomycetes, Sordariales, Chaetomiaceae.
AUGUCGAUGUAUCCAGCCCAUCGUGGCAUGGGGGCCGUUCCCCCGGCCAACGGCGGCGUCGCAGCUCGUCUAAAUGAGCUGCUCGACCAGAUUCGCGCCGAGUUCGACCAGCACCUCCGCCAGACCGAGGGGUUUGAACAUCAAAUCCAGGCUCAGGUCCAGGAGAUGCAGAUGAUCCGCGAUAAGGUCUACCAGAUGGAGCAGGCCCAGAUCGCCAUGAAGCAAAAGUACGAGGAGGAGAUCGCCAUGUUGCGCCGCCAACUGGAGAGCCGUGGCGGUCCUCCGGGCCCCAUGAACCCCCCUCAGCACGUCGGUCCCCCGCAGCCCCCUCCGCCGCAAAUUGGUAAUCCGGGCAACAACGGCGUCAUUGGCGCCAUUCUCUCGGGCCAGGUUGGCCAGGGCGGCCUUGCCCCUCCUCCGCACCCGGAGCAGCAGCAACAGCAACCCCCUCACAUGCCUCCUGCUCCCCCGGGCAUGCAGGGCCCUCCUCCCCCGCCUCCUCCGCCGUCUCAGCAGCCUCAGUUCCAGGGCCAGUAUCCUCCGGGACCUCAGCCGGGCGGCUUCCCCUCCCAGCCCCCGCAGAGCACCGCGUCUCCGGGCCCUGGCAACAAGCGUGCCAUCGGUCGCCCCCCUGCCGGCCCUGCGACCCCGCAAAUCAACACCCCGGUCCCGUACAAUGGCCCCGGCCAGUCCCCGCAGGUCCACACUCACCCGACUCCUGACCACAGCCGGGCUUUGGUUCAGCAGCACCCUCCUCAGCAGCACGGCCCGCCGCCGCCGCCGCCGCCGCCGCCUCCUGCUAGCAACAACCUGAGCGAGCUUGACCCCGAUCGUCUUCCUAACCACAUAAAGAAGGUUCGGGAUGACUGGUGGGUCAUCUUUAACCAGGCCGUUCCCCGCGUGCUCGAUGUCGAGCUGGUGCACACCCUUCAGCACGAGAGUGUUGUCUGCUGUGUGCGCUUUAGCCAUGAUGGCAAGUACGUUGCGACUGGCUGCAACCGGUCGGCUCAGAUCUACGAUGUGGCCACCGGUGAGAAGGUUUGUGUACUCCAAGACGACAGCAUCGAGAACAACGGCGACCUGUACAUCAGGAGCGUCUGCUUCAGUCCUGAUGGAAAGUACCUUGCUACUGGUGCCGAGGAUAAGCUCAUCAGGGUGUGGGAUAUCCAAACCCGGACUAUCCGGAACACUUUUGAGGGUCACGACCAGGACAUCUACUCGCUUGACUUUGCUCGCGACGGCCGUACCAUCGCGUCUGGUAGCGGCGACCGGACCGUGAGACUGUGGGAUAUCGAGACCGGCAUGAACACCCUAACGCUUACGAUAGAGGACGGCGUUACUACCGUCGCCAUCUCGCCCGACACCAAGUACGUCGCUGCUGGAUCGCUCGAUAAGAGCGUCCGGGUCUGGGAUAUCAAGAUGGGCUAUCUGCUCGAGCGUCUUGAGGGUCCGGACGGCCACAAGGACAGCGUCUACAGCGUCGCAUUCUCGCCCAAUGCCCGCGAGCUUGUCAGCGGCAGUCUCGACAAGACGAUCAAGAUGUGGGAGCUCACUGCUCCCCGCAGCGUCAACCAGCAGGGUCCCCUCAAGGGCGGUCGUUGCAUCAAGACGUUUGAGGGUCAUAGGGAUUUCGUCCUCUCCGUCGCGCUCACCCCCGACGCUGAGUGGGUUCUUUCCGGCUCUAAGGACCGCGGCGUCCAGUUCUGGGACCCGCGCACCGGCCAUACUCAGCUUAUGUUGCAGGGCCACAAGAACUCGGUCAUCUCGGUCGCGCCCUCGCCUGUCGUCAGCCCCACCGGCGGUUACUUCGCUACCGGCUCCGGCGACAUGCGCGCCCGCAUCUGGAGCUACACCCGCCUGGAUAGGAGGCAGUAA